AUGGCAGCCGCUGCCAAGCACCUCACCCCGGUGACGCUGGAGCUGGGGGGCAAGAACCCCUGUUACGUGUCGGACACGUGCGACGUGCGCAGCGUGGCCCGGCGGGUGGCCUGGGGCCGCUUCUUCAACGCGGGGCAGACCUGCGUGGCGCCCGACUACGUGCUCUGCACCCUGGAGGUGCAGGAGAAGCUGCUGCCCGCCCUGCAGAAGGUCAUCACCGCGUUCUAUUGGUGCAGUGGCCUGGGGAGGUACCACGGCAAGUUCACCUUCGACACCUUCAGCCACCACCGCGGGUGCCUGCACCGCAACAUGGGCCUGGAGGCCCUCAACACCCUGCGCUACCCUCCCUACAGCCAGCAGAAGCUGGGCUUCCUCACGGCCGCCUUCGAGAUCAAGCGCAAGGGCACCUGCACCCUGCUCUGA
Molecule: messenger RNA, 423 nt
Organism: Nestor notabilis (Kea)
Lineage: Eukaryota; Metazoa; Chordata; Aves; Psittaciformes; Psittacidae
Product: aldehyde dehydrogenase family 3 member B1-like
Exons: 2
Coding region: 1-423 (140 amino acids)
Biological process (GO): aldehyde metabolic process
Cellular component (GO): cytoplasm
Molecular function (GO): aldehyde dehydrogenase (NAD+) activity
Source: RefSeq, a predicted model, not a curated record